AUGGCGUUGAUAGAGGAGAAAUCGUCGUCAUCUCCGCUGGCCUUUCUGGCCGACAAUGCCAUCUCUGCAGCCCUAUCAGACACCUACUCGAGCCUACAAGAGCGAAGGAAACUUCUGGGUCUCGAGAACCCGGGCACCGUCGAUAACAUAGCGCGCGAAGUGCAGAAAGAUGUCCUCCUAUCUAAUUUUAUGUUCUCCGGCCUGCGUUGUGACCUCCAGAAAAUCUUCAGCGUGUCUCCUUUGUUUCGGCUACAGCAUGGAUUCGCAAUGGGAUCGCAAGCUCUCCCGCCCUGGCAGUUGAUGGCCUUGUAUGGAACCUCAAAUGUCUUCAUGCAAGCCGCAUACUCCAGCGACAAGUCACUGACGGCGUGGGGCAACCUGAGAUGGAGUCCCCGAUUCGUGACCAAGACGCAGACCUCGAUCGAUCCUCGUCAGGCGCAGGCAAUGGUGCAGUUUGAAAACGAGUAUACCGGUGAAGAUUUCUCGGCAUCGCUCAAGACCAUAAGCCCUUCCGUCCUCGAGGGUGGGCUGACUGGCAUCGUUAUUGGAAGCUAUCUGCAAUCGGUGACACCGAGAAUCGCGUUGGGUCUCGAGGGCGUCUGGCAAAGAGCCGCGCUCAAUGCCAAACCGGAGACGGCGAUGUCUUACUGUGCCCGAUACAAGGGAACGGACUGGAUUGCCAGCGCUCAAUAUCUUGCGCAAGGGUCAUUGGGAGCAUCAUACUACCGGAAGUUGACCGACAAGGUGGAAGCCGGCGUCGACUGCCAACUGCAGUUCGCUCCCGGCAUGGGUGCUGGCAUGUUUGGUGGCAUUCGUCGUGAAGGCACUACCACGGUUGGGGUCAAGUACAACUUCGCUACGUCCGUCUACCGCGCGCAGGUUGACAGCGCCGGCAAGUUUGGUGUCGUCCUCGAAAAGCGAGUUGCACCGCCGGUGACGUUGACAUUCGCCGCCGAGAUUGACCAGUGGAAGAACACUCACAAGCUCGGUCUUGCAGUCUCGCUGGAAGGCGCUCCAGAAGAAUUGCAGGAGAUCGCUGAGCGGGCCGAUACCUCAAACCAGCUCCCUCCCCCUAUUUAA
Capronia coronata CBS 617.96 is the source of this 1080-nucleotide messenger RNA. RefSeq names its product mitochondrial import receptor subunit TOM40. Bases 1 to 1080 code for a protein of 359 amino acids. The record is from RefSeq and is a predicted model, not a curated record. Gene Ontology annotation, molecular function: transmembrane protein transporter activity. The transcript has 3 exons. Gene Ontology annotation, cellular component: mitochondrial outer membrane; mitochondrial outer membrane translocase complex. Gene Ontology annotation, biological process: protein import into mitochondrial matrix. NCBI's taxonomy places the organism in Eukaryota, Fungi, Ascomycota, Eurotiomycetes, Chaetothyriales, Herpotrichiellaceae.